This is a messenger RNA of Neoarius graeffei (lesser salmon catfish), 776 nucleotides long. RefSeq names its product mitochondrial ribosomal protein S12 (gene mrps12). The record is from RefSeq and is a predicted model, not a curated record. Gene Ontology annotation, cellular component: ribosome; small ribosomal subunit. The transcript has 3 exons. Bases 162 to 593 code for a protein of 143 amino acids. NCBI's taxonomy places the organism in Eukaryota, Metazoa, Chordata, Actinopteri, Siluriformes, Ariidae. Gene Ontology annotation, biological process: translation. Gene Ontology annotation, molecular function: structural constituent of ribosome.
UUUCAAGAUGGUGGCGGUGAUGGCUGUAACAUAAACGCAGAAAGAGGUCAAAAUUUCUUCUGUUCUGGUGUCAGUGAAAAGAGAAAGUGCAUUUUUUAAAAGCGUUUUUAUAAUUUACGAAUUUGGAAGUCUGUCAGCAGGUUAGACUCAGCCUGCUCAGUAUGGCUUUUCUUGGGAAUCUGAGGCCGAUGCUGUCUUCAGUCUUGCAAGCUUCCCAAUGUGUGUUCCCCUGGUCAAGACCUCUAUUAACCAGGACCAUGGCUACACUCAAUCAGAUGCAUCGCAAAGGCAAACCAUCCCCACCGCCCAAAAAGCUCGGUGCCACAUUCGGUCGACCGCAGUUGAAGGCUGUAGUUCUGAAGACCAUGAUCAGGAAGCCUAAAAAGCCCAACUCGGCCAACCGCAAAUGUGCACGGGUUCGUCUCUCCAAUGGGAAAGAGGCAGUGGUGUUUAUCCCUGGUGAAGGACACAAUCUCCAGGAGCACAAUGUUGUGUUGGUGCAAGGAGGUAGGACGCAGGAUUUGCCAGGCGUCAAGCUCACAGUAGUCAGGGGUAAAUAUGACUGUGCCCAUGUCGUGAAGAAGAAACAGUAAUCCCUGGAAGCCGAUUGAGACUGCCAAAUGAGGUUUUGGUUCUUUUUUUUUUCUUCCAAAGAAUUGUUGAUUUAUUGUAUGUAUUUACAAUAACGGGGCAUCUCUAUUCUUGACAUUCAAUUUUGGGUGUAUAAAUGUUCUUACUGUCACGGUUACAACAGAAUAAACCUGCUCAGAACUGAG